Notolabrus celidotus (New Zealand spotty) is the source of this 1444-nucleotide messenger RNA. RefSeq names its product macrophage mannose receptor 1-like. The coding region runs from base 137 to 1045 and encodes 302 amino acids. The record is from RefSeq and is a predicted model, not a curated record. The transcript has 6 exons. Lineage: Eukaryota; Metazoa; Chordata; Actinopteri; Labriformes; Labridae.
CAAUUUCUGUUAUGUGUAGUUCAUUUGUGCAUUAGGGUUAGAGAUGUAAAAACACUUUCCAAGGUUAGUGUUCGGCAUAAAGGUUAGUGUGGUUAGGGUUAGGACAAGGGUGCGAGCAAGGCUUUGGAUUGCAAGUAUGCCCAAGGCUCCUCAGCAGUACCACCUCAUCAACAGUUACCUGACCUGGUAUGAGGCUCAGGCGUUCUGCAGGGUGAAGUACACCGACCUCGCCACCAUCGACAACAUGAAUGACAACAGCCAGCUGGUGGAGGCGUUGGGCGGUCAUGUGCCUUACAGCUGGAUCGGGCUUCACAAGGCUUCAACUCGCAGGUGGAUGUGGUCUGAUGGCAGAGGUGAACCGCAGUUCCGCAAGUGGCUUGAGGGUGAACCUUCGGGCCAUGAGUGGUGUGCGGAGUUGUCUGAGAAAGGCGAGUGGAAUGAUCUAUCGUGUGGAGAGGCGAAAGGCUACGUGUGUUAUGGAGGUGGCCAAAACAAGUAUGUGUAUCACUCUACAGCAAAAAACUGGUUCAACAGCCAACAGCAUUGCAGGAGUGUGCACACCGACAUGGCCUACAUCAACAGCGACCAGGAUAACUCAGACGUCGUUAACUUAUUCAAAACAUGGCAUGGUGGUCUCGUUCUGGAAAAGAAAGUGUGGAUUGGUCUGUUCAACGAUGCCUGGAUGUGGUCUGAUGGAGGAAAAAACUCCUUCAGGAAUUGGCUGAACAACAAGGAGUAUCGGGAUAACUGUGCUGCAGUUUCAUCGUCGUAUCAGGGACGCUGGGUUGAUACACCGUGCAACCAGAAGAAUACGUUUGUCUGCCAGGGUGGUCUCAAAGUGAAGAAGAUGGUGAUGAGGAUGAUGGUGCGAUCUGAUGUGAAUCUCACAGACUCCGUAAAUAGUGACGCACUCCUGAAACAGUUUGAGACCAGACUGAAACUUCAACACCUGACUGACUUCACUUUAAGCUGGAGACGUGGCAAAGAUGGACUCAUCUUUCAACGUCAUGAAGAGUUGGAGGCCAAAGUAGAGACAGGAUGCUAACCAUCAAGCAGAGGUGCCCCAGUCUGUUUCCACACAACGACUGGAGUUGAAUUAUUCUGUUAGCUCCAUGUAACUCUGUAUUUAGCUGAACUGGAUACAUAUUUAAACUGCUAUUUCUUAAGUGCUGAAUUAUAAGAACAGAUAAAUGUAUAUUCUUUAAAAUGUACUGUUGUUUUAGAACACCAUGCUUUACGUAGGUUAGUGAAUAAGCAGUCUACACAAGGUUAUGUACAGUAAGACUUCUUAAACCCUCACAUAUUGAGGUGUUUUAUUUUAAGCAUUGGGCAACUUCUUCAGUGUUUUGUUGUCCGUCUCCAAACUUUAUUUUAACAUGUCGCUGACGUUAAAUUUAAAAUUAGCAUGCAAUUCUUAUGAAGCAAUAAAACUCUUCAGUUUCAA